Molecule: messenger RNA, 4563 nt
Organism: Ylistrum balloti
Lineage: Eukaryota; Metazoa; Mollusca; Bivalvia; Pectinida; Pectinidae
Product: angiogenic factor with G patch and FHA domains 1-like
Exons: 12
Coding region: 167-3466 (1099 amino acids)
Molecular function (GO): protein binding; nucleic acid binding
Source: RefSeq, a predicted model, not a curated record
CAUUGUCAUUUAUAAGUUUUUUCAACAAUUGACCAAAGACAGUCAUGUUUCAAUGUGUUACAUUCGAAUUGUUUUUGACGGUAAAUUCAUGUUGUGUGAAUCGAUAGAUGUGUCGACCUGUCGUGCAAGUAAGUGCAGACAAUACAUGACCAGAUAAAAAUACCCGAUGGAUGGGCAAGUGAAUAAAGACGGCAAUAUGUCCACCAAAAUAAGGAUUAAAACAGAGAAAGGUGAAACACCAGUCAAGUAUUGUUGCAGAAAAGACGAGAGUAUGGAAAAAGAAAAUUAUAGCAUUCCCGACUCUGAAAACUUGGAUAAGGCAAGACUUCAUGGCAAUUUGUUAGAGCAAUGUCAACUAGAACUUAGUAAAGUGAAAGAAAAAUUAAUGAAUACUGAGAGACAGCUCGAAAAAGCAAAUGCGUAUAAUGUAGACCUGCGUGGUGAAGUGGAAAAAUUGAAUUCCCAGCUUCAAAGCCUUAAAAGUGCUGCCAGAGAGAAGACUGACGCAGAAACACAGACAAAUGAAUACCAAGACAAUGCUAAUGAAAGAAAUGGAAUAUCUAGAGAUCAAGCCAUAGUGAUUGAUGACUCAUUCAAUGAGGGUCAAGAAGAUGAAACAGACAAUGAUGCUCAGAUGACGGAGAGUGCUAAACCACAUGGUGACGGAAAAACAUAUGACAAUGCUAAAUCUGAGGAAGGUACAAAAACAGAGAGUGAUAAUAAGCAUGAAGUUGACAAUGAAACUAAAAUAGAAAAUGAGGUAAAGUCUGAGGAGGAAGAAAAGAAAUUGUCCAGUACAUCACUGGCUGAUGAGCUACGAGCUACAGCAGAGGCAGCAGUACAGCAGUCAGGCUAUGUGUAUGAUGAAAAAUCAGGACUCUACUAUGACUACAACAGUGGAUACUACUACAGUGCAGAAAAGGCAUUGUAUUAUGACCCCAAUACAGGAACUUAUUUUUACUACAACUCAGAGACUGGUAAAUAUGAGUUCCACUCUCAAGUCGAUUUGUCUCAGUACAGCACAGGACAGGAUUCUCAGCAGCAUAACCAGUACUAUGGCCUUGAUCAGUACCGGGACCACCACUCUAGUUCCAGGGGAGACAACUACGAUAAGCUUAGGAGAAAUUAUCAUACUCAUGCUAGCCACAGACCUAAUGAUUCUGGGUACCACAAGCCGUUACAAAGGAGGGACAGAGAUACAUCCAGAUCAAGUCAAUCUUAUGCAGAUUAUGACCGCCACAUAUCAUCACAUAGGAGGGACAAGGAAGGAUCCAUAAAUAGAACAGCGUCUGGCAGAAAGAAACAAUCCAAAAGGCUUCAGUCAGAGGAAAAGGAAUAUCAUAAGAGGAAGAAAAAGAAGAAAGAUAAAGAUAAAAAGAAAAGGAAGAAAUCUUCAAAAGAGAGAAGGAAAGAUAGAUCAUCAGAUAAAAAAAGAAAUGAAAAAUAUCCACAAAAUAGCAAAAGAAAGGUGAGGGAGAGCAGAGAAAAAUCUGAGGAUGGUGAGGUUGUGUCAGAAGAUAGUGAUGAAAGGGAUGAUGAUAGCAAAGAAGGUGAUGAGGACAACAAAGAAAACAGCAGUGUGGAUCUAGAAAGUUAUGACUUAGAGGGAAAGUCAUAUAUGGGAGAGCUUUAUGAAAGUUUUGAUGAGAACAGUAAUAAUGAAGUGACUUCUGGGGAAGCUUCUACAAUGGACAAUUUAUAUGAUGAUUUGGAUGAUGACAUUGUCCAGCAGUCUGCAUCUGAAGAUGAUGGUUUAUCUAAAAGGACAGAGGAUUAUCUAUAUACCGAAGGUUGUAAUCACAAUGAAAAUGAUCGUUCUGAUAUGGAAUAUUCUACAAAUAUGAAUGUUAGUAGUGAACAACAUGAAAAGACAAAGUAUUCUAAACGGAAAAAGAUACAUAAUUCAAAAGACAGUGCUAGCAAUUCCUCUGGAAAACUACAGAAAAAGAAGAUUAGCUAUAGUUCUUCAGAUAGUGAUACAGCUCAUAAGGAAAAGUCACACUCGAAGGAACAUGAUUCUUGUGAUAGGAAUAUUACUAGUAAGAUAGAUUCAUCUUAUUCUCACAAACACUUAACUAAGAAAAACAUAUCAGAUAGUUCACACAGACAUGAAAAUUCAAGGUCAGGUAGUGAUAGAAAAUCCAGAGAUGAACACAGCAGUAAACAUAAGUCAGGGGAAAUGUCUGGUGUAAAACGAAGAAAUUACAUCAGUGAAACCUCAGGUAAAAAACAUAGGCACAGAUCAGGGAAACAAGGCCGGAAGGCUACAGUAUCUAGACAUUAUCAUGGAAGACAGACAUCAUCACAGUCUCGGAAGCAGCCGGCUUUUUCUUCAGAUAGUGACAGUAGAAGUAGUAGUAACAGUCUCUGUACAGGGGAAUCAGAGCUGGAAUCAGGGGAGAUAACCAGUACUUCUGACGAGGAACCUGAAGCUAUGCAAUGUGAUAAUGAGCAGGAGUUUGACCAGGAUAUGUAUGGAGAUCACUCACAUGAUGUCAUUAUGGCUGAGGAAGAGCUGGUCAGUAAAUGGCCGCCAUGCAUACGUUUAAUGGUAACUGACUCUGACAUUGUUGAUCCUGGUACACUGUUUAUCGUCACCUGUACAGGAGCCACAGUGGGACGAGAGAAGGGCCACAUCAUUCUCAUCCCUGACAUCAAUAUUAGUAAGACUCAUGCAGAAAUCCACUUUGACGAGACCGAGUAUCAAUACUUCCUUACAGACCUGGCUAGCCAGAAUGGCACGUUCCUAAAUGAGGAAAGAGUGUCUGAACCUAAGGAAAAGAGUAAGCCUAAAGUCCUGAACCAUGGUGAUACUCUACAGUUUGGUUGUACUCGUCUUCUUCUACACAUCCAUGAUGGCAUGGACACUUGUGAUGAGUGUGAACCAGGACAGGUACAGGCUCAGCUACAGGCCCAGAACCAGUCACAGAAAGAAAUUGUCAUCCUGAGUAAGGAGGAAAAACAAAGACAACAAAAACAGCAGUUGAAGAAGAUAAAGAAGAAGUAUGGACUGAAGGAUUCUGCCUAUGUGGAUAACAUGUCAGCCAUAAACAACCCUGCUUAUAAUGAUAAGGCUGAUGAGAGGAGGAAAACUGUGGGAAGUGACAAUCCUUACCAACCUGACGAGGCCCCAGCUUCUGUACAUAGGCCUAUCUCAGAAGAAAACAAAGGCCACAAGAUGUUGAAGAAGCUAGGAUGGACAGAAGGGGAAAGUCUUGGAAAGGAUAAUGAAGGAAUAAGACAGCCUAUCUCUGUCAAGUUUCGGGCCAACAGAUCAGCAGGACUUGGGUCAGGUGAUGUUGGAGAAGGGUCAGUGGAGGAAGUUGGAGAUCUACAUCGGCGACAGAAAUGGUUAGAAGUCCAAAGACGCUAUAACAAAAUGGAAGAAGAAGCACCUGGCGGUGGAAAUAUUAAAAAAACAUUAACUACACCUAAAUGGGUACAAGGAGAAACACAAGAGAGCUGAGACUUUUUAUAUUCUAAUACUGAAUGAAAGGAAAGGAUGUGGAGCCUUCUGUAUUGAAAGUUUUUAUAGAUGUUGAGGAAGGAUGAGGAUAUGUGUCCUGCUGAGGAAAUUUACUUUCUGUUUACAUGGAGGGAAUAAAUUAAUUUUCUGCUCUGGAGCAGAAAUUUCUUUUGAAUUUUCAAGAGGGCUGUGACUGACUUCCUAUAAUGGAGGUUAUACUUGUGCACAAAAAGAGGUGUCGGGGAGGUUCCUGUAGGAGAAUUGAUACUUUACCGACAUUGAAGAGGAUUUGGUGGACAUCCUGUUUUGCAGAUCCUGUGGGUGAUAACAUAAGAUAUUCCAUAAUGAGGAGAGAUAGGAAUACAGUUUCUGUUGGUUCUUUUGAGUAGUUGGGAGGGACUCCUUGUCUGCGAGGUCUUAUGCUUGUUAAAUCUCUCGAGCUAUUUAAUUUAUUAGGUUUUGUAUGAACAGAUAUACACUGCUUACUUUCACAUAGUAACCAGAACUAUGUUCCUCAAUCAGACUGGUUUCGUACUACAUUAUAGCCCCUACUCCCACCACCCCUAUCCAUUCAACUGUUGUUUAAAACAAUUUGAAGUUUAGAUUUAGAAUGUGAUCAGCAUUCCUUGGAAUGAGUGACGGAACACACAUAGAAGAUGGUGAAAUUUUUCUGAAUCAGUAAUGGUUCACUACAUUCAUACAAAUACAAAGUCCAGAGGUGAACAUGCUGCAAGGCAGUCAAUGAGUAUUUGCUUUUAAUCAUGCUAAACAGCAGUAGAUAUGGAUGGGAUUAGCAUAGGAUAAAUAUGGUAAGCUAACUGAUCAUAAAAGCUUGAGGCUGUAGACAUCCCUCUGUGUGGGCAGUGGUUUGUAGACUUCCUAAGGGAAUCUUUAACCAACAGAUGCUGUCUGCAUCAAGAUGAAAGGAUGUGUAUAUUUGGAUAAACCACAGUCUGGCUGUAUUGUAGAUACUGAAAUACAGAAGCUUACAAUUUUUAUACUACAGAGAUAUUUUCACCAAAGUAGAAAUUACCAGGCAUUUUUUCUAAUUUCAGGAAAUUUGUUGGAAAUAAACCGGAUGGUUGACUAAUUUCUCA